AUGUACCAGACCCUGAUCCACAUCUCCUCCUCUGAACAAGCUCUGAGCUUCACACUGUGGAGCAUUUCCAGAAAACCCGAGGCAACAUUUCUCCUCGUGUCCUUCAGCUCCCCCAUCACCAACGAAACACUGAUACCCGUGUGCUUCCACCGAGGGCAAGGAACACCGCGGCCAGGCCAGACCCCUCUCUGCGGCUGCUCCUCGGGCUCCGGAGCUGCAGCUUUUCCCUUUGCCAACGGGAUCUCUCCAGGACUCGGCAGAGGACAGGGGAAGGAGGGCACGCUCAGCACGGGCAGGAAGAAAGGAAAGGCAUCUGAACACAAGGAUCAGCUCUCCAGGCUGAAGGACAGAGACCCUGAAUUCUACAAGUUUCUGGAGGAAAACGAUCGCACGUUGCUGGAUUUUGAUGCCUCAGACAGUUCUGAUGAGGAGGAGCCACUGCACAGACCCCCUGAUACGCUGGAGGAAGCAAGCGAUGAAGAUGAUGAGGAAGAGGAAGAACAAGAAAAAGUCAAAAGGAAGAGAGUUUCUUUCAUCUCUGUGAGCCUGAAAAUGGUUGAAGACUGGAAAAAAGCUGCACAGAGAAAUCUGACACCAAGGCUCUUCCAUGAAAUCACUCAAGCCUAUAAAGCAGCUGUAGCCACCACCAAAGGAGACAGCGGGGGUGAUCCCAGCAAGUUCCAAGUGACUGAUACUGCAGUGUUCAAUGCCCUUGUGUCCUUCUGUAUCCGGGACCUCUUCCACUACCUGCAGGAGCUGCUGCUUCCCAGAGCCCCAAAGAAGAAAGCCAAGAUGGUUCUCCCUUCCACCAGCCCGCUCUGGGGCAAACUGCGACUGGACAUAAAAGUGUACCUUGGCUGUACCAUACAACUCCUGUCCUGUUUGACAGAAGCCUCGGUUGGUGCAGCGGUGCUUCAGCACGUCAACUCCAUAGUGCCUUAUUAUUUAUCCUUCCCAAAGCAGUGCCGUGCCCUUCUCAAGCAAACAAUUACUUUGUGGAGCACAGGUGAGGAAACAGUGAGAGUCUUGGCCUUCCUUGUGCUGAACAAGUUCUGCCGCUACAAGAAGGAGGUUUACUUAAGUCCCUUGCUCAAGCAAAUGUACAUUGCCUUUGUGAAGAACUCCAGAUUCACCUCUCCCAACGUCCUGCCCAUGAUCAACUUCAUGCAGCGCACCCUGACGGAGAUGUACGCCCUGGACACCCACACCUCCUACCAGCACGCCUUCAUCUACAUCCGCCAGCUUGCCAUCCACCUGCGCAGCGCCAUGACCAUCAAGAAGAAGGAGAACUUCCAGUCUGUUUAUAACUGGCAGUAUAUCCACUGCCUGUACUUCUGGUGUCGUGUUCUCAGCACCAUCUAUCCCAGUGAGGUCAUGGAGCCCUUAAUCUAUCCUUUGACACAGGUCAUCAUUGGCUGUAUAAAGCUGGUACCCACGAACCGUUUCUACCCUCUGCGCAUGCACUGCAUCCGUGCCCUUACCCUGCUGUCUGAGAACACCAGGACCUUCAUCCCAGUGUUGCCAUUUAUCCUGGAGGUCUUUCAACAAGUGGAUUUCAACAAGAAGCCAGGGAGAAUGAGUUCUAAGCCUAUAAACUUUGCCGUGAUCUUGAAGCUUUCCAAUGCCAACCUGCAGGAAAAGGCCUUCAGAGAUGGACUCAUUGACCAGCUCUAUGACCUGAUGCUCGAGUACCUCCACAGCCAAGCCCACAGCAUUGGGUUCCCGGAGCUGGUUCUCCCCACUGUCAUUCAGCUGAAAUCCUUCCUGAAGGAGUGCAAGGUUGCCAACUACUGCAAGCCCAUCCGGCAGCUCUUGGAGAAGCUGCAGGAAAACUCUGCCUACAUCUCCAGCAAGCGCCAGAGAGCCGCCUUCGGCGUGGCCAGCAGGGAGGCUGUGGAACAAUGGGAGAAACAGGUCAAAGAGGAGGGGACCCCUCUGACCAAGUAUUACACUCAGUGGAAGAAGCUGAGAGAGAAGGAGAUACAACUGGAAAUCAGUGGCAAAGAAAGGCUUGAAGACUUGAACUUCCCAGAAAUCAAGCGUAAGAAGCACGAUGAAAGAAAGGAGGAAGAUAAGAAGGAAUUCAAGGACCUCUUCGAGAUGGACAGUGACUCUGAUGAGGAGAAUAGUGGAUUCUCUGUAAAAGGUAAAGGCAAAGCCAAGCAGGCAUCAGAUGACAGCUCAGAAGAGAGCAGCAAGGAGUAUGGUGAGGAUGAUGACGACGAAGAAGGGAGUUACGAAAUCGAGGAGGAGGAGGAUGAGGAAGAACUGGGAGAAGACAGUGAGUCAGAUGAGGAAGGCAGGGAAGGCGCUCAGGAUUCCCAAGGGCCAGGGAAGCAGAGGAGCUGCCCCCGAGGGAUGUCGCGCUCCGACCUGGAUCAGCUCGCCCAGGGGGGGGAGGACAUCGUGGAGGACCUGGCGUUCUCAGAUGAUGACUGAGCUCCCUCACAGCCUCCCUUCCACGCUGACCCCCUACAGACUGCACUCCCUGAGCCUUCAGCACCUGGAGCAGGGGGUAAGAGCCGGGAACACGGCGGGUGGGAGCCCCAGGUGCCACCAAGGACUCGCUCAGUGACGUGGCGGAGACGCAACUUGGGACUCUUUUUUUCUACCACUCACGUUUUUGGUAACAAUAAAAGUAUGGUCAUGUCAA
This is a messenger RNA of Empidonax traillii (willow flycatcher), 2653 nucleotides long. It is a transcript of the gene NOC2L, whose product is annotated as NOC2 like nucleolar associated transcriptional repressor. Gene Ontology annotation, molecular function: histone binding; transcription corepressor activity. Gene Ontology annotation, biological process: negative regulation of transcription by RNA polymerase II; ribosomal large subunit biogenesis. Lineage: Eukaryota; Metazoa; Chordata; Aves; Passeriformes; Tyrannidae. Bases 1 to 2439 code for a protein of 812 amino acids. The record is from RefSeq and is a predicted model, not a curated record. Gene Ontology annotation, cellular component: nucleoplasm; Noc2p-Noc3p complex; nucleolus. The transcript has 19 exons.